AAUAAGAACUUUCAACCCAAGAAUACAGAUAAGUGCCUUGACAAAGAACUGAUAAAAGCGAACAUUUUGUUUCCAUUAAGAUUAUAUUGAGCUUUGAGGUUAAAAUCACAUUUUUGUAAGUGUCAUAUUAGAAAACAAAGUCAGAUAUGUCAAUAUUUCCUCCACUAAAUACGUAUAUUGAAUUGCGAGGCAUUUUAAAAUAUAAAUUAAUUCUGUAAUAUCUGAUCCAACUGAUAUUAUCAAGAAAAUUCUAUAUUUAUCAUGAGCAAAUAUUUAUGUUGUUUUAUAUACUUUUGUAAAAUUUGUAAAUAGAAAAAUAUUUUUACAGUGAAAAUGAAAGCCGGCUUGUCGAAUACAAAGGCUGAAGUUCAUGUCGUUACUGGGGGCGCAGGAUAUCUAGGACAAAAACUUGGACUUAAGUUAGCUGAAGAGGGAAUUGUAGUACGACUUUUUGACAUAAGGCCACCUAAAAAUCUUUCAAAUUUACCUAAAACUAUAAAGUUUUAUGAAGGUAAUAUUUUGGACGAAGCAGCUCUUUCAGAUGUCCUCCGAGAAGCUGACUGUGUUCAUCAUGUAGCUUCUUAUGGAAUGUCUGGACGGGAAAUGUUAAACAAAGAACUCAUUAGGCGUGUUAAUGUCAAUGGAACACGUCUUCUAAUAAAAAUUUGUAAAAGUCUAAAUGUUUCCAGAUUAAUAUAUACCAGCACCUACAAUGUCAUCUUUGGUGGUCAAGAAAUUAAAAAUGGUAAUGAAACUUUACCUUAUUGGCCUGUAGAAAAGCAUACAGAUGAGUACUCUCGAACAAAGUGUCUUGCUGAGCAACUUGUCUUGGAGUCUAAUUCACCAAGUUUCAAAACUUGUGCUUUGCGUCUGGCUGCGAUAUACGGACCUGGAGAAGAGCGUCAUUUCCCCCGCAUAAUUAAGUAUAUGGAACAAGGCUUAUUUGCUUUUACUUAUGGAGAUGCAAUCGUUGAUUUUGUUCAUGUAGACAAUGUUGUCAACUGUCAUAUUUUGUCAUCAUCAAGUUUAAAGAACGGAAAAGCCGCUGGGCAAUCAUAUUUCGUUUCAGAUGGAGCCCCAAUAAAAAAUUGGGACUUUAUGAAGCCUUUCGUUGAAGGUCUUGGUUAUAAGUAUCCAAAUCUUAAAAUUCCUACUAAAUUUAUUUUUUACAUUGCAUUUGUGAUCGAGAUUCUUUACCUAUGUUUUUCAUCCAUCUAUAAUUUUCAACCCUUACUGACCAGGGCUGAGGUGUAUAAAACUGGUGUUUCCCAUUAUUUUAGCAUAGAGAAGGCCAAGCGCGAUCUCAACUAUCAACCCGUUAGACAGAACGAUGUCCAAUCUAUGGCUGAAUGGUUUAAGAGCAGAGGAUAUUAUAGGAAAAAGCAAAAAAGCCAUAUAGGAUAUUAUAUUAUGUUGUGCAUAAUGAUUAUUUUAUUUUUGUCUAUGAUGCCUGUCGCUUAUUAA
Messenger RNA from Dimorphilus gyrociliatus, 1464 nucleotides. Lineage: Eukaryota; Metazoa; Annelida; Polychaeta; Dinophilidae. The record is from the annotation of a GenBank genome assembly.